Molecule: messenger RNA, 1057 nt
Organism: Lolium perenne
Lineage: Eukaryota; Viridiplantae; Streptophyta; Magnoliopsida; Poales; Poaceae
Product: heme oxygenase 1, chloroplastic
Biological process (GO): heme oxidation; phytochromobilin biosynthetic process
Molecular function (GO): heme oxygenase (decyclizing) activity
Source: RefSeq, a predicted model, not a curated record
UAUCUCGCCACCACCCCACGCACUUCCCUUUCGGCAUUGUCGACUGCUCGCCAGUCCACACCCAUGGCGUCCGCAGCAGCAACCAGCCUGCCCACCCUCGCCUCUCCGCGCGUAUCUUUCUCGGUUUCCGCCGCUGGGAAGAACAGCAACGGCCUGCCCAUGUCAGCCGGCGCGCGCCGUGUGCCGGGGAUUUCUGUGAUUCAUUCGCAGCGGGGUAGGAUGGUCGCGGCGGCGGCGGCGGCGACCAAGAUGCCUCCCUCGGCGAGGGGGGAGGACGGGGAGAAGACCUUCGUGGAGGAGAUGAAGGAUAUCGCUAUGAGCCUGCACACCGAGGACCAGGCCAGGACAGUCAACCUGCGGAACGCUACCGUUGAGGGCUACCUGCGCUUCCUCGUCGACAGCAAGCUCGUCUUCGAGACGCUCGAGAACAUCGUCAACCGCGCCGUCGUCCCCUUCCCCUGGUAUGCGGAGUUUCAGAAUACUGGAUUAGAGAGAUCAGAGGCACUGAAGAACGAUCUGAAAUGGUUCAGGGAACAGGGUCACACAAUUCCAGAACCAUCUGCUCCUGGCACUAAACAUGCUGCCUAUCUGAAAGAGUUGUCUGAGAAGGACUCGCAAGCAUUUCUCUGUCACUUCUAUAGUGUGUACUUUGCUCAGUCUGCUGGAGGUCGAAUGAUCGGCGCAAAGAUUGAUGAGAAGAUUCUGAACAAGAAAGAGCUCGAAUUCUACAAGUGGGAAGGUUCCCUGUCCCAGCUGCUGCAGGACGUCCGCGCCAAACUUAACCAAGUUGCUUCUACCUGGUCCCAGGAAGAGAAAAAACACUGCCUGGAGGAGGUCGAGAUGGCGUUCACCUAUUCAAUGGAUCGCCUCCGCCACAUAUUCACCUAAGCGGGGCCAAUAGCGAUCUCCAUUCCACUUUACGAUAAACAUUUUAAAUAGGAGUAUUAAGCCAUGUAUGUAUGUGCACUGGGGAGCUACACCGGGCCUGAACUGUUUUACAAUCAAAUUUUUAUACAAUAAUAAUAAUCCUUCAUAAAAGAUGCAUUACUUUGCUUUC